Messenger RNA from Grammomys surdaster, 5338 nucleotides. RefSeq names its product mannose receptor C-type 1 (gene Mrc1). The transcript has 30 exons. The record is from RefSeq and is a predicted model, not a curated record. Gene Ontology annotation, molecular function: signaling receptor activity. Bases 182 to 4573 code for a protein of 1463 amino acids. NCBI's taxonomy places the organism in Eukaryota, Metazoa, Chordata, Mammalia, Rodentia, Muridae.
CCCCAUGUGACAGGAUAUCUCUCAAUUGGAGGGUUUUCCUAAAUUCAGGAGACCUUUAAAAGGGACAGCUUCCUCUGUCCUCCUUUUCAGCAGGCAGCUCCCAGACCCUGGACUAGGCGAAGGGGCAAUCCGGGGACCUGGCUGUGUUCUUUGGCAUUUCCCCUUCCCCUCUUCUCCCUCAAUGGAAGACACACUCUGGGCCAUGAGGCUUCCCCUGCUCCUAGCUUUUAUCUCUGUCAUCCCGGUCCCUGUUCAGCUAUUGGACUCGAGGCAAUUUUUAAUCUAUAAUGAAGACCACAAGCGCUGCGUGGAUGCUAUAAGUGCCACCUCAGUUCAGACGGCAACUUGCAACCCGGAAGCCGAAUCCCAGAAAUUCCGCUGGGUGUCAGAGUCACAGGUCAUGAGUGUCGCCUUCAAAUUAUGUUUGGGGGUGCCAUCGAAAACUGACUGGGCCUCUGUCACCCUGUAUGCCUGUGACUCAAAAACUGAACUUCAGAAAUGGGAGUGUAAAAAUGACACACUCUUUGGAAUCAAAGGCAUAGAGUUAUAUUUUAAUUAUGGCAACAGACAAGAAAAGAAUAUCAAGCUUUACAAAGGUUCCGGUUUGUGGAGCAGAUGGAAGGUCUACGGAACCACAGAUGACCUGUGCUCCAGGGGAUAUGAAGCCAUGUACUCCUUACUGGGCAACGCAAAUGGAGCCGUCUGUGCAUUUCCGUUCAAGUUUGAAAACAAGUGGUACGCAGACUGCACCUCUGCAGGGCGGUCAGACGGAUGGCUCUGGUGUGGAACCACCACUGACUACGACAAAGACAAGCUAUAUGGAUUUUGUCCAUUGCAAUUUGAGGGCAGCGAGAGGUUAUGGAAUAAAGAUCCACUGACCGGCAUUCUUUACCAGAUAAACUCCAAGUCUGCUUUAACCUGGCAUCAGGCAAGGGCAAGCUGCAAGCAGCAGAAUGCUGACCUCCUGAGUGUCACAGAGAUUCACGAGCAAAUGUACCUUACAGGAUUAACCAGUUCCUUGAGCUCGGGACUCUGGAUUGGACUCAACAGUCUGAGUGUAAGCACUGGUUGGCAGUGGGCUGGAGGAAGCCCAUUCCGGUAUCUAAACUGGCUACCAGGAAGUCCAUCAUCAGAGCCUGGAAAGAGCUGUGUGUCACUAAACCCUGGAAAAAAUGCCAAGUGGGAGAACCUGGAAUGUGUUCAGAAGCUUGGCUACAUUUGUAAAAAGGGCAACAAUACUUUGAACCCAUUUAUCAUUCCCUCAGAAAGUGAUGUGCUUACUGGCUGCCCUGGUCAGUGGUGGCCCUAUGCAGGCCACUGCUAUAGGAUCCAUAGGGAAGAGAGGAAGAUCCAGAAAUAUGCUGUACAAGCCUGUAGGAAGGAGGGUGGUGACCUGGCAAGUAUCCACAGCAUCGAGGAGUUUGACUUCGUCUUCUCCCAACUGGGAUAUGAGCCAAAUGAUGAGCUGUGGAUUGGUUUAAACGACAUCAAAAUUCAAAUGUAUUUUGAGUGGAGUGAUGGAACCCCAGUGACGUUUACUAAGUGGCUUCCGGGAGAGCCAAGCCAUGAGAACAACAGGCAGGAGGACUGCGUGGUGAUGAAAGGCAAGGAUGGAUACUGGGCAGAUAGAGCUUGUGAGCAACCACUGGGCUACAUCUGUAAGAUGGCAUCACAAACUCAUGCUGUAGUACCAGUGGAAGCAGAAAAGGGCUGCCGGAAGGGCUGGAAACGGCAUGGGUUUUACUGCUACUGGAUUGGACCCACCCUUUCAACAUUUGCUGACGCAAACCAAACAUGCACAAAUGAGAAGGCUUAUUUAACAACAGUUGAAGACAGAUAUGAACAAGCAUUCCUGACUAGUUUGGUUGGAUUGAGGCCUGAAAAAUAUUUUUGGACAGGACUGUCAGAUGUUCAAAACAAAGGGACAUUUCGCUGGACUGUGGAAGAGCAGGUGCAGUUUACACACUGGAAUGCUGACAUGCCAGGACGAAAGGCAGGAUGUGUUGCCAUGAAAACCGGAGUGGCAGGUGGUUUAUGGGAUGUUUUGGGUUGUGAAGAAAAGGCAAAAUUUGUGUGCAAACAUUGGGCAGAAGGAGUGACUCGCCCACCAGAGCCCACGACAACUCCUGAACCCAAAUGUCCAGAAGACUGGGGUACCACCAGUAAAACCAGCAUGUGUUUCAAGCUGUAUGCAAAGGGAAAACAUGAAAAGAAAACGUGGUUUGAAUCUCGAGACUUUUGCAAAGCUAUAGGUGGGGAGCUGGCGAGUAUCAAGAGCAAAGAUGAACAGCAAGUGAUAUGGAGGCUGAUUACGAGCAGUGGAAGCUACCAUGAGCUGUUUUGGUUGGGAUUGACCUAUGGAAGUCCUUCAGAGGGUUUCACCUGGAGUGAUGGUUCUCCUGUUUCCUAUGAAAAUUGGGCUUACGGUGAGCCAAAUAAUUACCAAAAUGUUGAAUAUUGUGGCGAGCUGAAAGGUGAUCCUGGCAUGUCCUGGAAUGAUAUCAACUGUGAACAUCUCAACAACUGGAUAUGUCAGAUACAAAAAGGGAAAACACUACUACCUGACCCCACACCCGCUCCGCAAGACAAUCCACCAGUUACUGCAGAUGGGUGGGUCAUUUACAAAGACUACCAGUACUAUUUUAGCAAAGAGAAGGAAACCAUGGACAACGCACGGGCAUUUUGCAAGAAGAAUUUUGGUGAUCUUGCUACUAUUAAAAGUGAAAGUGAAAAGAAGUUUCUAUGGAAAUAUAUAAAUAAGAAUGGUGGACAGUCACCAUAUUUUAUUGGCAUGUUGAUCAGCUUGGAUAAGAAGUUCAUUUGGAUGGAUGGAAGCAAAGUAGAUUUUGUGGCUUGGGCUACAGGGGAACCCAACUUUGCAAAUGAUGAUGAAAACUGUGUAACGAUGUACACAAAUUCAGGGUUCUGGAAUGACAUCAACUGUGGUUAUCCAAAUAACUUCAUCUGCCAGCGACACAACAGCAGCAUCAAUGCCACUGCCUUGCCUACCACGCCCCCGACCCCAGGUGGCUGCAAGCAAGGUUGGCAUUUGUACAACAACAAGUGCUUUAAAAUUUUUGGAUUUGCUGAUGAAGAAAAAAAAAGCUGGCAAGAGGCACGGAAAACUUGCAUAGGAUUGAAAGGAAACCUGGCGUCCAUAGAGAAUGCAAAAGAGCAAGCAUUUCUUACCUAUCACAUGAGAGACUCCACUUUCAGUGCCUGGACUGGGCUGAAUGAUGUCAACUCAGAACACACGUUCCUGUGGACAGAUGGACGAGGAGUUCAUUAUACAAACUGGGGGAAAGGAUAUCCUGGUGGAAGAAGAAGCAGCCUGUCUUACGAAGAUGCUGACUGUGUUGUUGUGAUUGGUGGCAAUUCACGAGAAGCAGGGACCUGGAUGGAUGACACCUGUGAAAGUAAACAAGGCUAUAUAUGCCAAACACAGACUGACCCUUCCUUGCCUGUUUCUCCAACCACAACUCCAAAAGAUGGCUUUGUUAACUACGGUAAAAGCAGCUAUUCCCUUAUGAAAUUGAAGCUACCAUGGCAUGAAGCGGAGAAAUAUUGCAAGGAUCGUACUUCCCUGCUUGCUAGCAUUCUAGACCCCUACAGUAAUGCAUUUGCAUGGAUGAAAAUGCACCCAUUUAAUGUACCCGUUUGGAUUGCCCUGAACAGCAACUUGACCAAUAAUGAAUAUACUUGGACGGAUAAAUGGAGGGUGCGGUAUACUAACUGGGGCACUGACGAGCCCAAACUUAAAUCAGCAUGUGUUUACAUGGAUGUCGAUGGCUACUGGAAGACAUCAUACUGCAAUGAAAGUCUUUAUUUUCUCUGCAAAAAAUCAGAUGAAAUCCCUGCUACUGAGCCUCCACAACUGCCUGGCAAGUGUCCAGAGUCAGAACAGACUGCGUGGAUUCCUUUCUCUGGCCAUUGCUACUAUAUUGAAUCUUCUUUUACAAGGAGCUGGGGUCAAGCUUCCCUGGAGUGCCUUCGAAUGGGUGCCUCCCUGGCUUCCAUCGAGAAUGCUGCUGAGUCAAGUUUUCUGUCAUACCGUGCUGAGCCUCUUAAAAGUAAAACCAACUUUUGGAUAGGCAUGUUCCGAAAUGUUGAAGGGAAGUGGCUAUGGUUGAACGACAAUCCUGUCUCCUUUGUCAACUGGAAAACAGGCGAUCCCUCUGGGGAACGCAAUGAUUGUGUAGUUUUAUCUUCAGCUUCUGGCGUUUGGAAUAAUAUCCACUGUUCUUCAUACAAAGGAUUUAUUUGUAAAAUGCCAAAAAUUAUUGAUCCUGCAACUACACACUCAUCUAUUACAACCAAAGCUGACCAGAGGAAGAUGGAUCCUCAACCCAAAGGCUCUUCCAAAGCAGCAGGAGUGGUCAUUGUGGUCCUCCUGAUUGUGAUAGGUGCCGGCGUUGCAGCCUAUUUCUUUUAUAAAAAAAGGCAUGUGCUCCACAUGCCUCAAGAGGCCAGCUUUGAAAACACUCUCUACUUCAACAGUAAUCCGAGUCCAGGAACAAGUGACACGAAAGAUCUCAUGGGCAACAUCGAACAGAAUGAGCAUGCGGUCAUUUAGCAUUCUGAUGCGAUUGUCUUAUAUUCAAAGUUCAUGAAGUCUUAACUAAAGUUUUCAAUUUGUUAAUUCAAUAUGAUUUUUUCUUUUUUUUUUAAAAAAAAACUAGCACUGGGUUGCAUUGGUCUGUCUUUUUUCUUUGCCUAAUGGAACAAUAAUUGCUCAUUUUCUAUCCUGGCAAGAUUAGAGAAACAAAAAAACAAAAGAGGGAUAAUAAUGUUGAUUGUUGACUACCACUUUUGAAGAUACCUUUGGUGAAUACUCAGCACUACAGUCUCUACACCGCUGCCCUGGUGGCAGGCCUCAUGUCAACUCCGCAGCUGUCAGGAGCUCUAGAAAUAACCACAUAAACCACUCAGGGUAUUUUCAAGACCUCCCAGAGAUGUGUUAUGAGGAGAAUUGUAAUUCAACAUUUAGAAAACCAUGUUAAAAUAAACAAGUGCACAUAACCCCAGAUGGAAUAAGAAUGUAUUCAGUUUUUUUUCAGCAGUCCUGAUUCAUGUCAAUUAUUGAGAACUGUAUUUAUCCCCAUGUAGAAUAAUAAAGCUACUGAGAAUCUUGUUUGUCCCAGGCAAGGUUUGACAGGCUGAAUAUUGCAAGUGUGUUCUGUGUUCUGUUGUAUGUAUAUUAGGAAGGUGACUAUGUGAAGAAAAAAACCCUGUAAAUUUACAUAACUGGGUGUACUUAGAUAAUAAAUAGUGCUAUUUAUUAUCUAAUUAAUGUGAUGAAUUAAUGUGAAAUAAAAAUUAAAGAUGACAUCUAUUUUAA